Messenger RNA from Cebus imitator (Panamanian white-faced capuchin), 413 nucleotides. RefSeq names its product 39S ribosomal protein L35, mitochondrial-like. Gene Ontology annotation, cellular component: mitochondrion. Lineage: Eukaryota; Metazoa; Chordata; Mammalia; Primates; Cebidae. The annotation marks the transcript as partial. The record is from RefSeq and is a predicted model, not a curated record. The transcript has a single exon.
AGGUCAGUAAUAAGAAACCUCUCUGGGAAGUUGGCAAGAUGGCUGCCUGUGCCUUUGUUGGUGCGGUGAGAACGGCUUCAGGAAUCCUACGGCCCCUAAAUAUUUUGGCAUCUUCAACCUACCGAAACUGUGUCAAGAAUGCCUCUUUUAUUUCUUCAUUGUCCACUGGACGUUUUGGUCAUAUUCAGACACCAGUUGUUUCCUCCACUUCCAGACUUAUCACAUCUGAGAGAAACCUGACAUGUGGGCAUACUUCCGUGACCCUUAAUAGAGUGGCCCCCUUGCUUCCAAGUGUCCUGAAGCUGCCAGCCAGAUCUCUAACAUACUUCAGUACACAAAAAGGCAAGAGAAAGACUGUGAAAGCUGUCAUCUACAGGUUUCUUCGACUUCAUUGUGGCCUUUGGGUAAGGAGA